GUCAGGGACGCAUUUGCAUCCUCGAACUCGGAAGUGAAGUCUCUCAACUUGUUUGUGAAGCCCUCGGCCGAGCUCGAGUCAAAUAUACAAUAUUUUGAACGAUGGCAGACGAAACCACACCUCGACCACCCACCAAAAAGGAGCCUGAAGUUUUGACAGACUCCAGCCUGCUUCUCCUAGCAAACGGUGUGGGCAGACAAGAUCUGAAGGGUGUUGAAUUGGCGAUGUAUUUGAACAUUCCUACAACAACAAUUGUCAGGUGCAUUGGUGAUGUCACAGAAUCUUCCCUCACUGCUGAAGGCUCUGAGAAUGACCGCAUGGCUGUUGCGGCAAAAUGUGUGCUUCUAUGGAAGGAAAUGACCAAAGACAAUAAAACGAGAGAGCGUGUAAAAAGCUUAGAAAAAGCACUCAGAGAAAUCGGAAAAGGUGAUGUUGCCGACACUUUUAUGGAGCGUCACAGCAAUAACCAGGAGCUGUCUAAUGAUAUCUUUGCUUAGAGCAAACUUUUGUUGCAGUGUUUCUCUUGUAUAUUUUUUUUUCUUUUGCAGACAAAGGGUAGGAUGAUUGCUUUAAUGUACAUGUGUUCAUGUGAAAAGGUUUCGAUGCCUUGUUCUUGGUAGUAUUUUACUAUCCUUCAUGUUAAGCAUGGUGUUGCCUUCAUUUCUCUUUAAGUACCAAAGUCUGAGAAGUAUGUUAUGAUAUUAACAAACUCAAUAGCAUUCGCAUUAAAUGUACAUGUUUUUAGUGUUUAAGGAAUCUCCAAAUUUUCACAAUAAAACAUCAAGCAAACCAAAAUGUAAUAUCAUGAAACUUCAGUACUUAUUUUUUAUAGAGUAUUUUAUCAGUGUGUUUUACCUUGCUACAUAAGCAUUAUUGAGCAUAUAAAAUCAUCUUCUAGUAUUUUUCUGUACAUAAUACAUUUGAGUAUGUUAAAAAUAUUUAUAAUAAAAUUUUGAGAUAAUGUACUGCG
Molecule: messenger RNA, 970 nt
Organism: Aplysia californica (California sea hare)
Lineage: Eukaryota; Metazoa; Mollusca; Gastropoda; Aplysiida; Aplysiidae
Exons: 2
Coding region: 102-497 (131 amino acids)
Source: RefSeq, a predicted model, not a curated record